CUUAAAUGCCUACUGUUUAGACAUUUGACGUUGAACGAAAAAGAACAUAUUUGAAUAAAAAAAAUGUCUUAAAUUGAAUAUUAAUAAAUUUUAAUUAAAUGCUCCAUUUUUAGUUGCUUGGUAAAUAUGUUUGCAAAAUACAAUUACCAAUUAGCCAUCCUAGUGUGACCGAAAAUAAUAUUAGUCGUCUUACGAUUUGAAUAAACUUGCGUGUAAAAAUUCAAAACAUAUUUUACUGCAGCUAACAGCUAUUAGAUAAAGGCAAAAAGGUAUUUCAUUUAUUUUUCGAAUGAUAAAUAACAUUUGGUUGACCUUGUCAAUUGUCAAAGCUCAGUGGCGGGAUAAUUGAGCGCUCUUCAGACCCCUGCCAACUUGCCAACAUCUAUUUAGAACAAUUCUCAUCCCAAUUACAUAUUUAACCUUGUGAAUUGAUGCUAUCUUUUUGUAUUAAAUUUUACGAUUUAAGGCUAUAUAUUCACCAUGGAGAUGCAGCUUGUACAAAUAUUAGCAAACGUGAUUAGUUUGUUAACUGUUUUAUCAUGUUUAUUUCUGAAAGUGCCUCAAAUCUUAUACAUAAGAAAGAAACAAUCUGCUGAUGGAAUAUAUAUGCAGGCAAUGCUAAUGGAAAUCACUGGGUUUACAAUUGUAACUCUCUACAAUUACACAAAUCAAUACAGUGUAAUGACAUAUUUGGAAUAUCCCAUUAUACUACUGCAAGUUUAUGUGCUGUUGUAUUAUGUAUUAAAAUUUAAAGGGUAUUUAUCAGCUCCUGUUGUGCCUUUUUUAAUAACAGCAUAUUUUGUAACCAUUCUCUGCUUUGUCCUCGAGAUAUUACCAAAAGAAAUACUAUCCUAUUUAGUGCCUUUUUGUACACCUUUGAGUGGAUCUGCCAAGGUUACCUAUAUUUAUGGAAUAAUCAAGGCAGCGAAUGCAGAUGCUGUAUCAUUAACUACAUGGAUAAUUUCUGUUUUAACAAACAUAUCACGUCUCUUUACUGUGUACGUUGACUCUGCUGAUACGAAAUUAAUGAUCAACUUCCUGGUAUCUACAACACUGAGUGCUGGAGUUCUAGCCACAGCUAUUUACUAUCAAAGGUAUCCAACAAAACCUACACCACAAAAACAGAGAAGAAGGCGAAGUUUAUCCGCCGACCGAAAUCAUCAACAUAAGGAAUAAUUUAUUGAUAAAAGUUCUCAUCAAUAUUUAUAAAUACAAUGAAAGCAAUAAUAAAUUCUUAGCUAUAUUUUGAAAACUAGCAAUGUUUAUAUUGAUCAAUCUAUAUGCAUGUUAAGCCACUAGUUUGUUAGAAAUUUAUAUAUAAAAUAUUCUAAUAAGGUAAAAGACACUAGAGUAUUUUAAAAUAUAUAGUUUUUAAUUUAGAUAUGUCGCAUAAUACCUAUGUUGGUUAUGAUUCCUUCCUUAGUAAAAAUAGAUUUUAUAUCUCAUUUUCUAUAUUGCCUUAUUUGAGCACAAUAUUAUAUUUAUACUUAAUGAUGCUUGUGCAAUGUAAACUUUAAACAAAAGGCAUUACAAACACAGUAUUAUGUUGAAAAAUUGUAUUGAAUUUUGUUCUAUGGUAUCUAGUCAAUAUUGAUCCAGUACAAGGGCUGAAAAUUAUUUAUAUUUAUCAGAUUUGAAAUAACAGACUUAGAUAUUAAACUAAAGCACAAUAUUAGCGCACAAUUUUGCGAUUAUGUUUCUCAAAAAAGUGUGCUAUAAUCCAGUGAGAAAUGUGCAUACUAAAACAAUUUAAAAAUACAUUUUGUGAUAAUUAUAUUUAUUUUAUAUAUUAUGUAUUCCAUGUUAAUAAAAUAUUUGCCUAGUCAAUUAUAACGAUUAAGUAAAGUCAUAGCAACGAAUUGUUGUAGCCAUACAGAAAAUGAAUCUCAAAAAGAAAGAAAUUUAAUAUACUAAGGUAUAGUAAAAAUGUACUACUAGAGAGAUCAGAGCUGGAAAUACUUUGUAAGAAGUCAUUGAUUGAAUGAUAUUGUGUACAAUGAAUAUAUAUAUUUUAAAUAGAGUGCCAAAUGAGGCUUGCUUGUUAAAUAUUUAAUAGUUAUAUUCUGGCAUAUUGUUACAUUUAAA
Messenger RNA from Vanessa atalanta (red admiral), 2085 nucleotides. Its product is annotated as solute carrier family 66 member 3. The coding region runs from base 481 to 1176 and encodes 231 amino acids. The transcript has 5 exons. NCBI's taxonomy places the organism in Eukaryota, Metazoa, Arthropoda, Insecta, Lepidoptera, Nymphalidae. The record is from RefSeq and is a predicted model, not a curated record.